This is a messenger RNA of Arachis ipaensis, 1400 nucleotides long. RefSeq names its product TATA-box-binding protein. Gene Ontology annotation, molecular function: DNA binding. NCBI's taxonomy places the organism in Eukaryota, Viridiplantae, Streptophyta, Magnoliopsida, Fabales, Fabaceae. The record is from RefSeq and is a predicted model, not a curated record. Gene Ontology annotation, biological process: DNA-templated transcription initiation.
GCGGCUACUUUGUCCUUCUUACCCUUUCAGCUCUCCAGAUCUUUCCGCAACACACAGCCAACGAACAAAACCUUCUUAGUUCUUUCACUUUCUCUAUCUUGUUCCCAAAUCUAUCUUCUCUCUCCCUCUAUAUAACAUCGCAUCUCUUUCUCAUAUAAAAGAACCGUUCUUUCGAAUCCUUCCCGCUUUCUCCACUCUCUCUUACACUCCCCUCCUCAAUUAAGUUUCAAUUUUUCAAAAUUUGUAGAUUCUCGUCUACCCAUAACCUUAAUCCGAACCUAAUUUUGCCCUCAAAGGUCCGAUCUCGCUUGCUCUGUCUCAAUCGACAUAUAUAUAUAUAUACAACCCCUCUUUUUAUUUUAUAUUUAAUUAAAAGGAGAACAAAGAAUUUUUGGGAAUUUGUCUAUAGUUGUUAGGUUUUCUAUUUUGACUGUUUCUUUCCUCAAUUCUUUUUGGGGAAAUAUGGGAUCUGAGUUCCUUUUCAUUUUUCUGGGGGUUCUUUCGGUAAAAAUGUUUCCUCGUGUUAUGAAUAAGGGUCAAGAUAUUGUAUUGUGGGUACAUGGCUGACCAAGGAUUGGAGGGUAGCCAACCAGUGGAUCUGACCAAGCACCCUUCUGGGAUUGUGCCUACCCUUCAAAAUAUUGUAUCAACGGUCAAUUUGGACUGUAAGUUGGAUCUUAAAACGAUUGCACUUCAAGCUCGUAAUGCAGAGUACAAUCCCAAGCGUUUCGCUGCUGUGAUUAUGAGGAUCAGAGAACCAAAAACAACUGCCCUCAUUUUUGCUUCUGGCAAGAUGGUGUGUACUGGAGCGAAGAGUGAGCAACAGUCUAAAUUGGCCGCAAGGAAGUACGCUCGAAUUAUCCAGAAGCUUGGUUUCCCGGCCAAAUUUAAGGAUUUUAAGAUUCAGAAUAUUGUUGGCUCUUGUGAUGUCAAGUUCCCCAUAAGACUUGAGGGUCUUGCAUAUUCCCAUGGUGCUUUCUCAAGUUACGAACCAGAGCUGUUUCCGGGGCUAAUUUACCGUAUGAAGCAGCCUAAGAUAGUCUUGCUUAUAUUUGUCUCUGGGAAAAUUGUGCUAACAGGUGCCAAGGUGAGAGAUGAAACUUACACAGCAUUCGAGAACAUAUAUCCCGUGCUUACUGAGUUCAGGAAAAACCAACAAUGAUUUUUUUUCAAGGGAAGGAGCAAAGUGCCACUAAAGGAAUGUUGUUCCAUGGAAAUGUAAAUAUCAAAACAAAAGAAAAAAAAAAAAAAAGAACAUCUGGAUUGAUAUUAGUUAAGACUCAUUUGUUUUAGUUGUUUUUUUGUUUUGAAUGUUCUAGUAAGGUGAAGCACAUUGUUCUAUUCUAAUUGACAUUUCAAAACAAAACACGAUUUUGAAGAGGCAGAGAGGUGUGAGAGAA